This is a messenger RNA of Medioppia subpectinata, 1788 nucleotides long. NCBI's taxonomy places the organism in Eukaryota, Metazoa, Arthropoda, Arachnida, Sarcoptiformes, Oppiidae. The record is from the annotation of a GenBank genome assembly.
AUGUUUAGCUCAUUGAAUAGAAGUGAUACUUACGAUACAUUGAGAUGGUAUUGCAAUUCAAAAGGUGACCUGGGUCAAUUGGGGGCGCUAUUGAACGACAAAGCGAGCGAUGCCAAAAAAGUAAGGGACAGCGCUAUUGUCACGUUAGAGAGUUUGGACACAAGCCGUAUUUUAAGAUUAUACGCGACUAAAGUGCAGACCAUGUUUGACGACACUCUGGGACGCGAUAGUAUCCGCCGAGUGCUCGGCCUCUACCGAGAAAUCGCCACUUUUGCCGAAAAUACGGGCAAAGCUAAGGACAGUGGGAAGUGUGAGUUCAUCGCCGCCCCCGCAGACAAUGUCAAGUAUUUAUCGUUUUUAUUGCCGGUCUAUAAAACAAUCGAUCGCUUUCUUAAAUAUUCGGAGAGUGAUGACGAAAAAUACGACAAAGUGACUAGUAAAUUUUUUGGCUUAGGAAAUGGUAAGCCAUACCCGGAAACCGAUGAGUCGGCACAACAACUAUGUAAUAGUCCGGCGGCCAAUGUAGAACAAGGAGAUGUCGGAACUGUAUUUAGAUAUUACGCCAGUUUUGGCUCUAAGGCUCAGCCAAUGUUUCAUGCAUUGAAUACAACCGAUACUUACACUAGAAUGAGAUGGUUUUGUAUAGCCAAAGACCAGGAUAAAUUGGGUCAGACAUUGAACGCCAAAUUAAGCGAGGCCCAAAAGUUGAGGGACACCGCUAUCGCCACUUUAGAGAGUUUGGACACAAACCGGUCAACGAUUGCCGAUGCGUUAUGUAUUGUGAAUUUAUAUGAGACUCAAACUGAGGCUUUAUUUGACGGCACUUUGGCGCGCGAUAGUGUUGGAAUAGUUGGUGAUAUAUACCGGGAUAUAAUCAAAUGUGCUGAAAAUAUGACCAAGCUGAAAGCCAGCCAACAAUGCGAAUUGAUUGCCGACUCCGCAGACAAUUCAAAGUAUAUGUCGUUUUUGACGCCAAUAUUUAAAACAUUGAGUCGUUUCCUAAAAAGCAAUCAUAUCGGACAACUGAACUGCAAUGUAAACCAAAGUCAAAACUUGCAACUCAUAGACGACUGUCUGGCCAUAACAGCCGUUCGGCAAACGGAACAACAUUUCGAUAAAGAGUACACUUCGGCCAAAAUCAAGACUAAAAUCGGCUGGACUUUCGGUCGCUUCGAGAUUAGGGCCGCUCUGCCGAAGGGAAAAAUGCUGCGCCCGGCCAUCGUUAUGGAGCCCCUGAUGCCCGCCCAGUGGGCACUCGGGGGUCAGAUCGAUGUUAUGGCCAAUAAUCAGUUGCAAAUACUGUAUAACGGAGUCCACUUUAGUACUCCACCUAUAUAUAAACCGGAUAAUAGUGAGUACAUCACUACCGCUCGUCUCAAUGACUUUCAUACAUACGCUGUUGAGUGGACUAAAUCGGGUAUUGACUGGUAUUUCGACGGCCAUAAACACCAUUCGUUUAAUUUGACUCAUGUAUUAUCGGCACAAUACACACGCAAUGGACAGCCAUUCGUUGAAAAACCUUUUAGAAUCGUUAUAAACCUGGGAGUGGGCGGAGUGUUCUUUCCAAGACAUAACCUCAGUCUCGAUGAUGUGUACGGUUGGGAAUGUCCGGCGCUUAUCAUCGAUUACGUUAGGGUAUAUCAAACGGAUAGCGAUGACAGAGUUGUUAUACUAAAUAGCGUUCGCGCGGAUCGCGAGUCAAGCGCCGGGAUAUGCGCCAGAGUUAGGUCUACCGUACGAGCGGCCAAACCGUGGAGUUUAAGUAUCGCAACAAUUAUAGCGAUUUGC